AUGUCUGAGCAGCAAUAUCAAGCCAUUGAAGUGAAAGCUGACGAGGCCAGCAAAAAGAGACCCAGACAAGGCACCAAGGCUGCAUUUGGAAAACAACUGGGCAUAUUCCAGGACGUCUGGUGCAUUCUGUUCCCGAACUCCGGCUCUGGCCCAAAGUCCCCAUAUUGCGAAGACUUCUUUGUUGAGGAGAUUGGAAUGCUUGCCGACGCAAUCUUCCAAACCAAGGCUCAACAAGCUUUCGAACGCGGCGACGUCUCUGACCCGGCCGAAUAUCGUCCGAACAGGACUGAGUUCAGCGAGAUGAUGCAACAAGUACAUGCCAUCAUUGCCGACUACGAGCCGGAGACUCCAGCAUUGCCUGGCGGAUCUGCUGGCGAUGAGCCCCAUGCUUCCCGCGCAGUCUCUAAUGUGCAAGAACGAAAAUCACCACACUCGUCAGAGCGUCCAGCUACUUCGUCUCUCUGUGAAGGUGGAGAUUCGCCGCAUCCGAGCUCGUUACAUCCAUCCUCGGAUAAGACGUCGCUUCAGUCAGGCUCAGCUGCCGCCGAUUUCGCUGUGGGACAGAAGAUCGAGUACCAGGGACCUCAACAGGGCAUUCAGUCUCCGAAGAAACUCGAAACAAUGUGUUAUGGUUGCCGCAGACUCGGCUUCCCGGAACCCUCCCCCCCGCCUGACCCAGUGCACGACCGGGAGGACGAGGAGCCGCUGCCGCAGCCACAAGACUUUGACAGGCCGGCGCCUCGGAAGAAGCUCCAACCGAACCCCAAGACCAUCGUUCACUCGGCGCCUAGCCAUGACGGCAUCCCGGCUGUCGUGGCAUACUCAGUCCCCGCAGACACUCCAGAGGAUGCCGACCUGACGCCCUUGCGCCCGGCGUACGCCUACGUCUUUUAUGACACUUCUCCUGGCGCGCUUGAUCCGGGACGCACCGAGGACCUGGCCCGCGCCAUAUUCGACGGCACCAAAGAUAGCCGCAGCUCUGUCGGGCUGCCGGACAGAGUUGAGGUCUUUGCGAUGCCCCUACCAUCUCUACCCGAGACUGGGAGCCCGUAUUCUGCCGAGGACGUGGGGCUUGACCUCGUCCUUUCACAAGAGAGCCCCUGGUAUGCCCGUCUCGCCGCACGCGCGUCGCGGGACCCUCAGGACGCACACUGUCUCCAGCACGCCACAGCUUGCAUACUGCAUCACGAGCGGGAAGUCCAGAAUCGUCUGUCCAUCGCGGACAGGGCGGAGGCGGUUUCGUGGUACCUCCCAGAAGAUUUAAGCGACGCCGACUUCACCCGUCACAUUGUGGUUGUCGAUAGGCUUGAGGAUAAACCCAAGAACCCGCCCGGGCCUACGCGUUGGCAGGAGACGCUCGCCUGGACACAUUCCCUUCCAAGCGAGCAAAGAAACCCGGAUAAAAAUAGGGCGGAGAGAGCCGAUAGCAGCCCGUACGGAAGAGGGUUGCUGGUCGACUGGCGGCCUCGCGACCAGAACGAGGGCGACGAGGACGACGAGGACGAUGAAGCACAGCCACUCAACUGGGACAAGAUCGCGUUUGAAAUGCUGGGGAAGGCGGUGUUGAUUUCCUCCCGAUACGGAGUUAGAACCCUCUAUGAGCAUUUCCUUCCUGACGGCGUAUUCGAUCUUGAAAGAGAGAAGGCUCGUGAACGAGGAGCAGAUGAUGGAGUAGACUUGCCGAUGUAUACUAGAUAG
This is a messenger RNA of Colletotrichum fioriniae, 1698 nucleotides long. The record is from RefSeq and is a predicted model, not a curated record. NCBI's taxonomy places the organism in Eukaryota, Fungi, Ascomycota, Sordariomycetes, Glomerellales, Glomerellaceae.